Molecule: messenger RNA, 1072 nt
Organism: Pseudophryne corroboree (corroboree frog)
Lineage: Eukaryota; Metazoa; Chordata; Amphibia; Anura; Myobatrachidae
Gene: SGTB
Product: small glutamine rich tetratricopeptide repeat co-chaperone beta
Exons: 11
Coding region: 1-924 (307 amino acids)
Biological process (GO): post-translational protein targeting to endoplasmic reticulum membrane
Cellular component (GO): TRC complex; membrane
Molecular function (GO): protein binding; molecular adaptor activity
Source: RefSeq, a predicted model, not a curated record
AUGUCAUCCAUCAAGCGUUUGGUGUAUGCAGUCAUCCAGUUCCUGAGACAGCAGAGUCAGCUGGAUGUGUACACUUCAGAUGAACAAGAGAGUUUGGAAGUGGCUAUACAGUGUCUGGAGACUGUAUUUAAGAUCAGCCCUGAAGAUGCACAUCUUGCAGCACCAAAUACCUUGGAAGAAAUGUUUUCACAAGCACGUUUUAAGAAAGAUGAAUUGACACCAAUAGAAUUUCCUUCAUCAUCACCGGCCGACAUAGAGAAAGCUGAACAGCUAAAAGAUGAAGGUAACAAUUACAUGAAGGAGCAGAGCUACCAGGCUGCCGUGGAUUGUUACUCGCAGGCUGUGGAAUUGGAUCCAAACAAUGCUGUGUAUUACUGCAACAGGGCAGCUGCACAUAGCCAGUUAGGCCGCCAUAGUGACGCAAUAACAGACUGUGAAAAAGCUAUUUUUAUUGAUGCAAAGUACGGCAAGGCCUACGGGAGAAUGGGGCGAGCCCUGGCGGCAUUGAGUAGAUAUAAAGAAGCAAUCAGCAGCUACCAGAAAGCCUUGGAUCUAGAUCCUGACAAUGAAUCCUACAAAUCUUAUUUAAAGAUAGCAGAACAGAAACUCAAACAAGUGCCCAGUCCUACCAGCGCUGGAUGGGGAUUUGAUAUGGCCAGCCUGAUGAAUAACCCAGCCUACGUCAGCAUGGCAGCCAGCCUAAUGCAGGAUCCGCAGGUACAGCAGCUGAUGUCUGGUAUGAUGUCUAAUGCCGGAGGGGGUCCAGCUGCAGGUGUUGGGGGGCUCACAGAUCUUUCCAGUCUCAUACAAGCUGGGCAGCAGUUUGCACAACAGAUUCAGCAGCAGAAUCCUGAACUAAUACAACAACUGCGGAACCACGUGAGGAGCAGAUCUUUCAGUGGAACCACAGAGGAACAUUCAUGACACUCAGCAGGCAUGGGCCGAAUAUCUCUAUUUAUCUGGACAGUCAGACACCUUGACCACUAACCAACCACUGCGCACGUGUUAAUGGAAGAGUCUGGCGGGUCUGGGGUCUCAUCAGACUGCAUUGCUCCAAUAUGCUCCAUUGUCA